GGGAAGACAUCACUAAUUAUGUCUCUUGUCAGUGAAGAAUUUCCAGAAGAGGUUCCACCACGAGCUGAAGAAAUCACCAUUCCAGCUGAUGUCACCCCUGAAAGAGUGCCAACCCACAUAGUGGAUUAUUCAGAAGCAGAGCAAAGUGAUGAGCAGCUUUACCAUGAAAUAUCACAGGCAAAUGUGAUUUGUAUAGUAUAUGCUGUUAACAACAAGAAUUCUAUUGAUAAGGUAACAAGUCGAUGGAUUCCUCUCAUCAAUGAAAGGACAGACAAAGAUAGCAGGCUGCCUCUUAUAUUAGUUGGAAACAAGUCUGAUCUAGUGGAAUAUAGCAGUAUGGAAACUAUCCUUCCCAUUAUGAAUCAAUAUACAGAGAUAGAAACAUGUGUAGAGUGUUCAGCCAAAAACUUGAAGAAUAUAUCUGAGCUAUUUUAUUAUGCACAGAAAGCUGUUCUACAUCCUACAGGUCCUCUUUAUUGCCCAGAGGAGAAAGAGAUGAAACCUGCCUGUAUUAAAGCACUCACUCGCAUUUUUAGAAUUUCUGAUCAGGAUAAUGAUGGUACUCUCAAUGAUGCAGAGCUCAACUUCUUUCAGAGAAUUUGUUUUAAUACACCACUGGCACCUCAAGCUUUGGAAGACGUAAAGAAUGUAGUCAGGAAAAACCUAAGUGACGGAGUCGCAGAUAAUGGAUUGACGUUAAAAGGUUUUCUUUUUCUGCACACACUUUUCAUUCAGCGAGGCAGGCAUGAAACAACUUGGACUGUUUUACGUCGCUUUGGAUAUGAUGAUGACUUAGAGCUUAUACCAGAGUACUUGUUUCCUCCGCUAAAAAUUCCUCCAGACUGCACAACAGAAUUAAAUCAUCAUGCAUACUUGUUUCUUCAAAGUAUUUUUGAUAAACAUGAUUUGGAUAGAGAUUGUGCUUUGUCUCCCGAUGAACUGAAAGAUUUGUUCAAAGUCUUCCCUUAUAUGCCAUGGGGACCUGAUGUUAACAACACUGUUUGUACAAAUGAAAGGGGGUGGAUUACAUACCAAGGGUUUCUCUCUCAGUGGACACUAACCACAUACUUAGAUGUACAGCGUUGCCUGGAGUACCUGGGUUAUUUAGGCUACUCGAUACUUGCAGAACAAGAAUCUCAAGCAUCAGCAAUUACAGUAACAAGAGAUAAAAAGAUAGACCUCCAGAAAAAACAGACUCAGAGAAAUGUUUUCCGAUGCAAUGUUGUUGGAAUGAAAGGCUGUGGGAAAAGUGGAGUUCUUCAGGCUCUUCUUGGAAGAAAUCUAAUAAGACAGAGGCAAAUACGUGCAGAACACAAAUCUUACUAUGCCAUUAAUACAGUCUAUGUAUAUGGACAGGAAAAGUACUUGCUGCUACAUGAUGUUAGUGACUCUGAAUUUUUAACUGAUGCUGAGACCAUAUGUGAUGCUGUCUGCCUGGUAUAUGAUGUCAGUAACCCUAAGUCCUUUGAGUACUGUGCCAGGAUUUUUAAGCAGCACUUCAUGGAUAGCAGAAUACCAUGCUUAGUGGUAGCAGCAAAGUCUGAUUUGCAUGAAGUUAGACAGGAAUAUAGUAUUUCUCCUGCUCAAUUCUGCAAAAAACACAAAAUGCCUCCACCUCAAGCCUUUACUUGUAACACGGUUGAUGUUCCGAGUAAGGAUAUCUUUGUUAAACUGACAACUAUGGCAAUGUAUCCCCAUGCCCGGUUACGCUGUAUGUGCGCCUGCAACAGGUGUACAUUUUGCAUCUGUCAGAACUUCCUCAACUCAGACUUGCUGCAAUCUGUAAAGAACAAACUCUUCACUGCAGUUCUUAACAGGCAUGUGACACAAGCGGACCUCAAGAGCUCUACCUUUUGGCUCCGAGCAAGUUUUGGUGCUACUGUCUUUGCAGUUUUGGGUUUUGCUAUGUACAAAGCAUUAUUAAAGCAACGGUGAUUUGAGAAGAAGCACAUCUGGCCCUACCAAAAAAAAAACAAAACAAAAAACAAAACCUUUUAUGUACAUUCUGAAUGCUUUAAAUUCUGCUAGAAAUAUUUAUAUAUGCAGAGUUACUUUAUUAAUAUUUGUAAUUCAUGCAUAAGAUUAUUUUAAAUUAUAGCUCUAACUACAGUAUUGCAUAAUGCGUGGAAAAAAGAAUUGCAUCUUAACAGCCAGCUAAAAUGGCUUAACUUGUGAGGCCAAAAGGGAAUUUGUUGUAAAUAACCUGUACAUAUUAAAGCAGUAAGACAUUGCUUCCGAAAAAGCUAUUCAAAAUAUUGUUCUUAGAUGUUUCACCAUGGUGACAUACUAGUGUAUAGUUGGAAUUCAUUUUCGGUUCAGUAGGUUCAACUCAAGGAUCAUACUUCCUCA
This is a messenger RNA of Nipponia nippon (crested ibis), 2349 nucleotides long. NCBI's taxonomy places the organism in Eukaryota, Metazoa, Chordata, Aves, Pelecaniformes, Threskiornithidae. The record is from RefSeq and is a predicted model, not a curated record.